CACCGCGUCGAGGUUUGAACCAUCCGGUCAGGCCAGAGCAACGACGUCCAUCGCCUCGCCGCGCCGUGCAGCUCGCCAAGCCAUGGACGACUGCUGCUUCCGCGUGUACGGGCUGGUGAUCGCCAACACGGUGUGCGUCGGCGGCACGGCCUUCCUCGUCUACGCGCUCGUCAAGCUCGCCCGGACGCCGCACAGCACGGGCGGCAUCGUCGUCGUCUCCGUCUUCCUCGUCGUCUGGCUCGCCGUCAACGCCAGCAUCUACCCGGCCUUCUGCGGCUCGCUCUUCCCGUGGUCCGCGCUGGGGCGCUGCCUCGCGUCGCCCCUCAGCGCCAUCCUCUGGCUGCUCCGCUUGCCGUCGAGGUGCGCUCGCGCCGUGCGGAGUCGUCGUCAGAGGAGCGAAACCGGUGCCUUGCCGCAGUUCGUGGUGCAGAGCCGUGGGUACAGCAUCAGCGUGCUUCCCCGGGAGCCGCCGGUGCGUGGCGCCGCCGCUGCCGACAUCCCGUCGUACGAGCAGCCGGACGACGACGCGGGACACGACGGCGGCGGCGCGCCGGAGUGCGCGGUUUGCCUUGGCAAGGUGGAGAAGGGGGAGAUGGUGAAGCGGCUGCCGGUGUGCCUGCACAUGUUCCACCAGGGGUGCAUUGACCCGUGGCUGCGAGACCACUCCACAUGCCCCGUCUGCCGGUGGAACGUCUUCGCGUCGUUGCCGGGCCAUGUAGUGUGACGUUCUUCAUCAUCUCGCCAUUCUUUUAAUCGGUGUGGAGCCAUAACUUGGUAAUGUUGUGUACUACGGCGACCUGCGAAAUGUACAGACGAAUACUGUUUUGUCAUGUAUAGGUUCCUGUAAAGAAAUUAAAAGAAGGUAU
Messenger RNA from Setaria italica (foxtail millet), 866 nucleotides. Its product is annotated as E3 ubiquitin-protein ligase ATL23. The transcript has a single exon. The record is from RefSeq and is a predicted model, not a curated record. Bases 83 to 724 code for a protein of 213 amino acids. NCBI's taxonomy places the organism in Eukaryota, Viridiplantae, Streptophyta, Magnoliopsida, Poales, Poaceae.